GCGGCACUGUUAUAACAUGGUAAUGAAAGCUGAUUAAGCUUCACUUCAUGGCGAAUGGCGAUAGACGUCUUUCAGACGGCCGGGUUCUAAUCCAAGUGUCGCUUGGUGACGCUUACCAUGUCAGCGGCGGCCCAUUCUGCUGCUUCCUUAGAGUAGCUCCUAUCGCAUCAAACUGGUCUGACGCAGACGAGAGGGUCACUAUCGACUUCAUAUCUUGCAAUGUGUAUGGAUUGGUGACAUUCCAUGACCGUGUUGCUGAUCUUUCACAUAUACAGGGUACAUAUCAAUUUGGUUUCCUUAAGGAUGUGCGCGCUGGUUUGAAACCUAAUGAAUCAUGUCACUUGUUAUUUACAUCUGACGCUGUUAUAUUUUCUACAUCUACGGAAAUUGGUCCAUCAACUCCUGAAUGUUACUAUCGUUACAUGUGUACCAUUCCACCGUUUCUGCCACCUACAGUCAAUAGUGACCAUGUAUCAUGUAACUAUUAUGUUUACGUGAACGUUCAGUACAGUAACGGCAUAGGAUCUAGCCAGAGGUCAACAUUGCAAUGCAGGCUUGAAUUUUCCAUUCAGGGUUCAAUAUAUUCUGAUGUGCCCACUUUGAAUAAUGAAGCAUAUCCCUUUUUGCCAAAGAGUGAGGGAUAUAUAUUAGAGGGCGGCCGUAUAGACGACCGUUUGCUACCUAAACUGUACGCCGAGGUUAAGAAUGGAAACCUUGGCAAUGGAAGCAUGUUGUUUGACUAUGAUACUUUGAUUGACUAUUUGGAUCCCAGUUUAGGCGAUAGUACUCUAGUUGCCAAGUCAUCUCCUAACCGUUAUUUGUUAUUUCGCGACCUGAAUGCCUAUUGGCAUGUUUGGGACACUAUGCACGGUUCGAACUUUGUUCACGAGCCUGAGGAAUCUUAUAUAUUAAGGCGUUACAAUGGUUUUGUUGAUGAGUUCACCAAGAUGAUUCUCAAUGGACCCAGUAAGGAGCGUCUUGAGCAGUUGCGUCCUUGGUUUGGUGAUAUGUUAUCCCCUUGGUAUACUGAGGACAGUGAGCUACUGGAUGAAGAUGCUCGCGCUAAAUUACUGGAGCAAUUUUACAAAGACCUUGAGGAGCGCCAUACUAAAUUUUAUGGCAUCAGCUUGGACAAUCUUCGUCGUGCCGCAUCUGAGUCCGUAGAGGUCAAGCGUGAAAAUCCGCUUCAAGAUGUUUGUAAAGCACUGAAUUUUUCAUUGUCCGGCCGCCAAUUUUGUUCUUGUAAAUUGAAGGGGUUUUUCCAACGGGUUGGCAAUGAUGACUUCAUGCUCCCUACAAACUCAUGGUUCACUUUAUCUUUCACAUUUGUGGAUCCCUUCUUGUGCUUACACAUGGAAAUAUACUUAGUACGCAUCGAUACAAUCCCUGGAGGUGAAAAUCGGGUUACUGAGACUAUUGUGUUAUCUAGGUCAUUACCCACGUUUGGUAAAUCCCAAACUGGUGUAACUAUGUUCGCUCCUGUUGAUACAGUCCCUAGUUUUAUAUCAUGUUACGUCAAUGUAUCAUAUCGGUUAAAGCUAUGUUUUUACCAUUUCCCAGAAAGCAUGCGAUCAAGCUAUAUAGAGGGCACUGGUCUAGAUUUACAACAGCUGGCUAUGUUACAAUGGGAUUACCCUGUAAGGUUACUACAAAGCGAGUCUUUACGGGUACAAGCUCGUUGUUUUGUGCGAAACGAACCUGUAACAAUGGAGCAGGUAUUGCAUCUUGCUCAGAGUGCCAGCUCACGUGGCACUGCUUGGGGCGUAGGUAAUGGUUCACGCCCCCUGUCAACCAGUAUAAAUAUAUAUUAGCAGCAGCAUAGCGCAGCGUGUUUUUCAUUAGGUGGAGCG
Babesia bovis T2Bo is the source of this 1850-nucleotide messenger RNA. RefSeq lists its product as uncharacterized. The coding region runs from base 48 to 1811 and encodes 587 amino acids. The record is from RefSeq and is a predicted model, not a curated record. Lineage: Eukaryota; Apicomplexa; Aconoidasida; Piroplasmida; Babesiidae. The transcript has 4 exons.